Messenger RNA from Conger conger (European conger), 3408 nucleotides. RefSeq names its product sarcoplasmic/endoplasmic reticulum calcium ATPase 2. NCBI's taxonomy places the organism in Eukaryota, Metazoa, Chordata, Actinopteri, Anguilliformes, Congridae. The coding region runs from base 223 to 3360 and encodes 1045 amino acids. Gene Ontology annotation, biological process: intracellular calcium ion homeostasis; calcium ion transmembrane transport. The record is from RefSeq and is a predicted model, not a curated record. The transcript has 21 exons. Gene Ontology annotation, molecular function: P-type calcium transporter activity; ATP hydrolysis activity; ATP binding. Gene Ontology annotation, cellular component: membrane.
AAUAAAACGCGAUUACCGCUACUGAUCAUAGCCACUGACUGGGGAUCUACAACACGGAGAGAGAGGAGGCAGUCCAGAGCACAACCAGGUCAACGUUAGGACUGUAACUGUAUGUGUGUUGUGUACUAAACGGGGGCGAUUGCUGCAGGCUCUUUCAUAUCUACUCUAUGGGAAUUAAGAAGACAUCGAAGUGACUUUUUCCGAGGAAGGCGACCAUCCACCAUGGAGAACGCUCACACAAAGACAGUCGAGGAGGUUUAUAGCUAUUUCAGCGUUAAUGAGAGCACGGGACUGGGUCUGGACCAGGUGAAGAGGCAAAAGGAAAAAUGGGGACCGAACGAGUUGCCGGCAGAAGAAGGGAAAUCCUUAUGGGAACUCGUCCUUGAACAGUUUGAAGAUUUACUAGUGCGAAUUCUACUUCUGGCAGCUUGUAUAUCUUUUGUACUGGCCUGGUUCGAGGAGGGGGAGGAAACUAUUACAGCCUUUGUGGAGCCUUUUGUAAUCUUACUUAUCCUUAUAGCCAAUGCCAUCGUAGGAGUGUGGCAGGAACGAAAUGCUGAAAAUGCCAUCGAAGCCCUUAAAGAGUACGAGCCUGAGAUGGGGAAGGUCUACCGCCAGGACAGGAAGAGCGUCCAGAGGAUUAAAGCCAAGGACAUUGUCCCCGGAGAUAUCGUAGAAGUGGCCGUGGGUGACAAGGUUCCUGCCGACAUCCGCCUCUCUUCAAUCAAGUCCACGACCCUGCGAGUAGACCAAUCCAUCCUGACCGGAGAGUCUGUAUCCGUCAUCAAGCAUACUGACCCAGUGCCUGACCCUCGUGCCGUCAACCAGGACAAGAAGAACAUGCUCUUCUCUGGCACCAAUAUCGCCGCCGGCAAGGCGGUAGGCGUGGUGGUCGCCACGGGCGUCAACACCGAGAUCGGCAAGAUCCGCGACGAGAUGGCCAGCACGGAGCAGGAGAAGACGCCCCUGCAGCAGAAGCUGGACGAGUUCGGAGAGCAGCUGUCCAAGGUCAUCUCGCUCAUCUGCAUCGCCGUGUGGAUCAUCAACAUCGGCCACUUCAACGACCCCGUCCACGGCGGGUCCUGGAUCCGCGGCGCCGUCUACUACUUCAAGAUCGCCGUGGCGCUGGCCGUGGCCGCCAUCCCCGAGGGCCUGCCCGCCGUCAUCACCACCUGCCUGGCGCUGGGCACGCGCCGCAUGGCCAAGAAGAACGCCAUCGUGCGCAGCCUGCCCUCCGUGGAGACGCUGGGCUGCACCUCCGUCAUCUGCUCUGACAAGACCGGCACCCUCACCACUAACCAGAUGUCCGUCUGCCGGAUGUUCGUCCUUGACAAGGCUGAAGGAGAGGGCUGCUCUCUGAGCGAGUUCACCAUCUCUGGCUCCACCUACGCCCCUGAAGGAGAAGUAUUUCAUGAUGGAAAGCUUGUUAAAACCUCCCAGUAUGACGCCCUGGUGGAGAUUGCCACCAUCUGUGCCCUGUGCAAUGACUCCUCUCUGGACUUCAACGAGACCAAGGGGGUGUACGAAAAAGUAGGCGAGGCCACAGAAACUGCCCUGACCUGCCUGGUGGAAAAGAUGAACGUGUUUGACACCGAUGUUAAGAACUUAUCCAAGAUUGAGAGGGCGAACGCCUGCAACUCGGUGAUCAAGCAACUGAUGAAGAAAGAGUUCACCCUGGAGUUCUCCAGAGACAGGAAGUCCAUGUCCGUGUACUGCACACCCAACAAGGCCCGUUCCUCCAUGGGCAAGAUGUUCGUCAAGGGUGCCCCUGAAGGCGUGAUUGACAGGUGCACCCACGUUCGAGUGGGCAGCACCAAGGUCCCCAUGACCGCUGGCAUCAAGGAGAAGAUCAUGUCCGUGAUCCGUGACUACGGCACGGGCAGGGACACUCUGCGCUGCCUGGCCCUGGCCACGCGAGACAAUCCCCUCAAGAUGGAGGACCUGGUCCUAGUGGACACCGCUCGCUUCAUCGAGUACGAGUCUGACCUGACAUUUGUGGGCUGCGUGGGGAUGCUGGACCCCCCCAGGACCGAGGUGGCGGCCUCCAUCAAGCUGUGCCGCCUGGCGGGCAUCCGCGUCAUCAUGAUCACCGGGGACAACAAGGGCACGGCCGUGGCCAUCUGCCGCCGCAUCGGCAUCUUCUCUGAGGAGGAUGAUGUCGACAACAUGGCCUUCACCGGCCGCGAGUUCGACGACCUCUCCCCCCAUAACCAGCGCGAGGCGGUCCUGAAGGCGCGCUGCUUCGCCCGGGUGGAGCCCUCUCACAAGUCCAAGAUCGUGGAGUUCCUGCAGUCCUUCGAUGAGAUCACCGCCAUGACCGGGGACGGUGUGAACGACGCCCCCGCUCUGAAGAAGGCGGAGAUCGGCAUCGCCAUGGGCUCCGGAACCGCCGUGGCCAAGACCGCCUCCGAGAUGGUCCUCGCCGACGACAACUUCUCCUCCAUCGUGGCCGCGGUGGAGGAGGGCCGCGCCAUCUACAACAACAUGAAGCAGUUCAUCCGCUACCUCAUCUCCUCCAACGUGGGCGAGGUCGUGUGCAUCUUCCUGACCGCAGCCCUGGGGUUCCCCGAGGCGCUGAUCCCGGUGCAGCUGCUGUGGGUCAACCUGGUGACAGACGGGCUGCCCGCCACCGCCCUCGGCUUCAACCCCCCCGACCUGGACAUCAUGAACAAGCCCCCCCGCAACGCCCGCGAGCCCCUCAUCUCCGGCUGGCUCUUCUUCAGAUACCUGGCUAUCGGCUGCUAUGUGGGAGCUGCAACUGUGGGAGCUGCUGCCUGGUGGUUCAUCGCUGCUGAUGACGGCCCCAGAGUCACCCUGUACCAGCUGAGCCACUUCCUGCAGUGUGCCAAUGAUAAUCCUGAUUUUGAUGACCUGGACUGCACUGUGUUUGAGUCGCCCUACCCCAUGACCAUGGCCCUGUCUGUGCUGGUGACCAUUGAGAUGUGCAACGCCCUCAACAGCCUCUCGGAGAACCAGUCCCUGCUGCGCAUGCCCCCCUGGGAGAACAUCUGGCUGCUGGGAGCCAUCUGUCUGUCCAUGUCCCUGCAUUUCCUCAUCCUCUACGUGGAGCCGCUGCCGAUCAUCUUCCAGAUCACCCCUCUGAACGUGACGCAGUGGCUGAUGGUGCUGAAGAUCUCGCUGCCCGUCAUCCUCCUGGACGAGCUGCUCAAGUUCUCUGCCCGCAACUACCUGGAGCCCGGUAAAGAGCUGGAGAAGCCCAGCAGCGCCGCGCCCGACAGGCCCUGCUCACUGUCCGCAUGCACGGAGGGCAUUUCCUGGCCCUUUGUGGCCGUCUUCUUCCCCAUGGUGCUGUGGCUGUACAGCACUGACACUAACGUGGCCGAAAUGUUCUGGUCCUGACUGACAUGAGCACGGUGUGUGUCCCAGCCCCCCUCCCCCCCUCCCCCA